Molecule: messenger RNA, 13207 nt
Organism: Styela clava
Lineage: Eukaryota; Metazoa; Chordata; Ascidiacea; Stolidobranchia; Styelidae
Biological process (GO): regulation of transcription by RNA polymerase II
Cellular component (GO): nucleus
Molecular function (GO): DNA binding; DNA-binding transcription factor activity, RNA polymerase II-specific
Source: RefSeq, a predicted model, not a curated record
GUGUCUUUAUUACAAUUUAAAGUUUAUAACCUAAUGGUCUACCAUGUGAUGGAAAUUCUUCAUUUGGGUUGAUAUUGUUUGGUCACAUCUGCAUAUUGUAGCUACAUCAACAAGUUCUGUGAUAGAUCUGUGUAGAUUGCAUCUGAGAUAUCAAUAACCAUGGAUACAGAUGAACGAAUGUGUCAAAAUUUUAAACAGGAAUUCAGAAAGCAGAUAGAGUUCUAUAGUGAUAAAUCAUCUGGACUUCUAUAUGCUUAUGGAGCAGCACUCAAUGUUUUUGCCAAGCGCUUAAACAACAAGCCAUCGUCUAAACCUAUUAAUGCAACAUGGGAGGAAUUGAUGCGGUCGGUUUUGCUAGCUAUGACCAGCAUUGAGCAACCUCCUGAUACGAAUGCUUUGAAAAAAUUUGAUACAUUACUCAGACCUUGGUUAGAGGAAAAAAAUGCAAUCAAAGAGAUUAAGGAAAACUUUUUGGUACUUCAUAAUCUUGCAAUUAAUGGUGCUUGGGGGCAUCCCAUAUUUCAAUCUCUACUACAGGAAGAGGAUGUCGAUGUUACAAAACUUGGUGACCUCUUACUUCAAGAAAAUGAGGAGGCAUUGUGUGCAAGAUUGCACGCUCUUGAACAAUGUUCAAAAAAUGAUUCUGCAUCCAAACUUAUAUUGGCUGCAAUGAAGCAUAAAAAGUUUCGUGAAAGCGGCAUUUUUCAACAAACUUUUCAAAUGCACAUUCUGUUCAACUGUAAUGAAGAUUUGUGGGAAAACUGCAAAUAUUUCGAUUUUGAUGUUUCAUUAACGGUUUUAGAAAAACUGGAAGAAGCAGGGGAAAAUGAAAAAAUGUCGUCAUUUUGUGAUAUUUUGCUUGCUUAUAUCUGGGAAAACGAUAUUGUCACAUCAACCAUUGAAAAAAUGACGAACAAAUGGUGCGAAAUUAAAUUGUCUGGUUCUGAUUCAGCAUCAGACUUCCUGUCUUAUAUUAAAAUGUUGUUGUCAAAAGAGAAUGAUGGACCAUCAUCUGUAACUCACUAUCUCAUUCUGAUGCAAGUUAUUUGGGAAAUGAUUGGAGAUGUGAGUCGGGAAGUUUGUGUCGACAUAUUGAUGUGUGCAUUGCGUUUUCUUUCUGAUGAAGAAGAUAAUGACAAUUCAAAUAAAAUAAAAAUUUUGGAAACAAUUGCAAAAUUGCUUCCCAAAUCGACAGUGUGCAGACUCUGUCUCCUGUGUGUGUUCUAUUUGGAACCUUGCAUCGACACUUAUUAUUGCUUGUCAGAUGCCUAUAAUAAUCCUUUGAAUACUGACUCUGCGAAAGGAACAGAGUUGAGGACAGAAUUGAUGCUUUAUAUACAAAAACAAUUUCCCAGUGGAUCUGAUAUUCAAAUGACUGAUUGGAAUCAAAUUAAUGAACAAUGCCUGUCUAAAUUAUCGCCUGAAGAUGUUACAUUUCUGCUGAAUGAAGGAAAGAGCCCUGACACAAAUGAAACCGCAAGUUCAGGUGCAGAUCAGUCACCUUCCCCUCCAAGAUCUGAAGUACAACAAGAUGACAAUAAUGUAGUCACCGAACAGAAGUCGAUUGAAAAAUGUGAAUUGUGCACUACUGAAAAGUUGUGUGAAUCAUGCAAGGAAAAAAAGAUAAAACUUGAAAAACCUCACAAGAAAAGUAGAAAAAAGAAGCGAUAUGGAUGGACUUGUCCUGUUGUUUUGUGUAAUGUUAUGUCUGGGAGAAUGAAUUAUUUGUGUACACAUCUCAAAUCCAAGCAUAAUUGGCAUCAGGAGGAAAUAAGGGCAUUUGUGAAAUCUCUCGGUGUAACGAGGAGUGCACGUUGGACAAGUACAAGUGAUAAUCUGGUUUUAUUGCACAAGGCACAAUUAAGAAUUUCUGAGGAAGAUAAUGGUUCACCAACAAGUUCGAAUGAUUCCACAUUAUUACGGCAAAGUUCUGUGGAAAGUGUUAAAAAUGUCAUGGAUGCUGAUAUACCAAUAGGGGAAGUGCAAGCAGAAACAUUAAGCAAUGAAAAAACAAGAGUGAAAGAUUGCUUCGUCAAAAAUAGUGGAUCAGUGGGGAUGGAUAAAAAGCUUUCUGGCAGCUCAGAAGUUAAAACAGAAGUUAACAACAAUGCGACUAACACAUUGGAGAGUGAUGUGUCAACAAGUUCUAAAACUCACGAUUUGGCAUUGUGUAAAAAGGCUGCUCCAAUUGAAAGUAUGGAUGCUGUGAUGGAAGUAGAUUCAGAAGUUACAAAGAAAUUCCCAGAUUCACAAAGUGAUGAAGACUUGUUGAAAAAUGAAGUUGGCAGUGUGGUGACAAUGCACACGAAAAACUUCAAUGAAAGCUUGAAGCAAUCCUCGAGUGACUCUGUAUCACAUCACAAAUUGGGAAGGCAACGGAAAUCAAAAAGUGGCAAAAAAGUAGGUGCUCCUUCUAAAUCAAAGAAUUUGCUACAAAAGGAUACACCCACUGUGAGAAUUGAUGAACAAAGUCAAGUUACAACAUACAAAGUAGGGAAAUCUUCUGUCAAACCUGUAAAUGAUUUAUCAACUCCAUUACCUCCGGCGAUUAUUUCUUCAGAAAAAUCAAAAUCAAUUAGGCAUCCUGGUUAUGUAUGUCCGAUAGGCGAUUGUGGCCGCAUUUUUCAACAUAAACAUACAAUUGUGGCACACAUCAAAUUCCGUCAUCGGAGGAGUCAAACGGUUUCAGAAACAUUGGCUGAAACAGCGAAAGAGGCCGUUGUAAAAGAAACUGAAAAAGUUGUAUCACCCGACAAGACUUUGGUAGAUAAUAAUAUGUUGCUCAGCUCCAGAAUGUGGUAUCUAAGGGUUGAUGAAUUCAUUCAUGAAGAAAUAGAAGAUAAGCCAUCUGAUACUGGUGGUAAUACUGAGCCGAGGACAUUUUUGAUUGAAUGUGUGCGUACUUUGUUUGAAAAUCCUUUGACAAAUUUCAAUUACAAUGCUGCAUGUAAAUAUCUUCAAACUUCUUGGCAUUCACUGACGAAGAAACCCUCUAAGUCCGAACCUUUUGAUGCCGACAGCAUGGAAGAUGCUUUUAGUUCUGUAGAUUUUUCAUUUUUGGAAUCUAAUAAUGUGAGGAUUGAUCAAGGUGCAUCUCUUACUUCUAAGACAGGUACACCUGUCAUCUCUGUUAAUGAAACAGAACAUGAAGAAGGAAUUCAAAAUAAUGCUAACAACAGAAAGAAAAAGUCCACAAAAUUAAAAACUAAGAAAAUUUUAAAAUCCACUCCAUCAAAUAUUUCUGACCAGAGUUCAGAAGUCAACCACACCCCUACUGAUAAAAACCUGCCAUGCAAUUCAAAAUUAAAUUCAAGUCCCACUGUGAUGACUAGAUUGUCAUUAGAUGGAGUGCAGAUUGGAACUGAUGUGAAAGCUUUGAAGGCUAGUUCUGCUGUCAAAGUAUCUAAACCUGUACAAGUAAAGAAACCUAACAAAGAGUCGUUGAAAAAAUAUCAAUCCAAAGUCUCUUCUACCUCUCAUAAAAAUCCAAAAGAAAUGACAACUGAUAGAUCAGAAGUGGAACAGCCUAAAAGUGAAAAGUUGAAACUUAUGAAACCUCCAAAAACUGUUUCUGUCUCGUCUGUCGCUCAGAAAACACCAAAUAAAAACAUCAGUUUUGAAGAAGCACUGGCUGAUGUAAAUACACUUGAAUCAACAAGUCAAACUAGGCCAAACAAAAAACUGCAUAAAUUGUCAUCUGAUUUAGCAUCUGUACCUACUCCAACUACACAAAAGCAAAAACGCAGUCGAAGUACUUCUUCAGAUUCUAUGCAAAAGCUUAAGCAUUCUUCUGCUCAAAUUUCCACUACUAAACAUGAUGAAAAUCCAAACAUGAAGACAGAUGAGAGAAAAAAACGGAAGAUACCAUCACAUAGAAAACACAGUCUUGAUUCAAAGCAUGAUGCUGCUACAUCUGAACGAGAAUUUGUUGGAGAGUACUCUGAUUUGAUUAAACAUGCUGAACGAAUUGUUGGAACCGAAUUCAAAUCAGAUUUGUCAUCUGCUGGUCAAAUUGCCGAAAUAGAGCAAAAAGCUCCAAAGAUGAGACAUUCUUCAUCUGGAAAUAAUUCCCGUCCAGCAAAAUCUCAAGUUGCCAAAAAAAUUAAAAAUAAAUUAAAGAGGAGUAUUGACCUUAGAAAACUUUCAAGUAAUUCUCCGGAAGACGAGGUUUCAUUGAAAACACGUAAGACAGAGAAAGAUCGUUCCAGGAACAACCCUCUAGAAAAUUUAUUGUCUGAAUCGUCGUCACAAGAUUCUAACGAUGUGCCUAGCCAUAAUGAGAGUAUUAAAAACGAAUGUCAUAUAUGUGGGCGACUCAUGGCAAAUGGCUUUGCCCUUGCUUGUCACAUGCGUAAAAAACACAAAUCGAAAGCAAAAAUGUUUAUUCCAGAUCGAUCACCAGAUGCCACAGAAUCAGUCCAACGAACAAAAAACUCAAAAUUGGGAGAUAAAAGUGGUUUGACAUCUCACACAUCAAAGCAUUCAAAAAACGCUGAGCCUGUGCACAAGGAAGGGCACUCAUCUAAAAUCACAUGUGCACAGGCUAAUUUUAUGACCCUUCCAACAGAAGAGUUUCUGGGCGACAAACCAAGUCAAAUCCGCUGGUUGUCUUUCAGUAAUAUUUUCUAUUCAAGAUAUUUUAGAGAAGAACUCGAACGAAAACAAGAUUCCAUUAUUAAAACAAAUGUGUACAAGCUAAUUUCGACAUUUUUUCUCAGCUCCAAUGGGAAAUAUUGUUGUCUCGUGCCAGAGUGUAAAAAGCGUUGCAUGGCCCAUCCUAAAUCUCUUAGACGUCAUAUGAAAAGAAAUCACAUCGUAUCAGUUUCUAGUCUAUUGAAAAUUGCUCGUUCAGUUGUGGAAACAUCUGCUUUACGAAGAUGUUCUGGAUGUCUAGAAGAGUUCUCAGAUUUUGAGGAAUUGGAAAAUCAUGCUUAUGGCAAUGCAGGCUGUAAAAAAUUUCUAAAAGAUUCCGAGAUAGGUAUAUUCAUUGUCACACCAUCCGGGAAUAACUUGGAUCUCCAAUGCUAUCUAUGCACUAAUAAAUUCUCAAAUCUGAGGAGCUUAACCGACCAUUUGUUUCGUAUUCAUGACCGCUCAAGGACAGAUGUUUCCACAUCAAAAGAAUUUCUAGGAGUUAGUGCUCAAAUUGAAAAUAUUCUGCUUAAUAGGCUACAGAACAGAAUUGAAGUAUUUAGACAACGGUCGAGUAGUGACGAAACAUCUGAGAGUGACAAAGAUUUUCCAGAAGAGUUGAAUUCAUUGAAUGCUGAUAAAAGAGAAACAGAUGAAAGCUUAGAUGUUGGAAAAGAUGACAAAGAUGUUGAAAAAUCUAAAGCUACUGAAUCAUCCAGUGAAAUGGAUCAAGACUCUGAAGUAGAAGACAAAGUUGUUUCUUCUAGUGUUGGAGAUCUCUCGAUGGAGACUUCUGAUAGUUUUUCAAGUGCAGAUGAUUCUCAAUCUAUUGAUAUACAUGAUAGUGAUGCCUCGUUGUAUGGUUAUGAAUCAAUACCUCAAUCGGGUGUGAACGAGCAAUCCACAGACAACAUAUCUGUUUCUCCGAUAAAAGGGAGUUUCGUUCUCCCCGUAGAUGAUAAUCAUUCAGUUAGUGAUGAAAGUUUUGUCCUUUCUGAUAACAAUGUAUCGAGUGAAGCAGACAUGGAUGUAAGUGAGGAAGCGGGUAUCGCACCACAAACCCCAAUCAGUGAAAAAAGAAGUCUUCGACGUCUUGCUUACACACAAGCUACUAGAAAAAUUGCCAUGAAAUCUCCAGAAACUUUCAAUAGAAGAAAAUGGGCAGAAUUUCAAAAUCUUCAAUAUCUCUACAACAAGCGUGCUUUGAAGAAAGUAGCUCAAUCUCUGGCACCUGCAAAAAAGAAUGAAAUUUCAUCUUCUUCAUCAUUGGAAUCGACAUCAGCACCAGACGGCGCUACUAUGAAUCCAACUUCAGCAGUAAGCGAUACUGCAAAGCCAAAUUCGACAGGGAGCGAUACUAUGAAGCCAACUUCGACAGGAAGCAACAAUUCCAUAAAACGAUGCUGGCUAUGCAAGGAUGGAUUCAAGAGACUGGAUAAUUACAUAAGCCAUAUUAUUUUUCAUCUUCGGACCAUCGAUCGAUUCGAGAAUUUGUGUGAUUUUCCUGGCUGCCUCUAUGCUUUCAGAACUGAAGAAGAAUUAGACACACACCAAUUACUUCACGAAGGAGCAGUGAACAUAUGUUUAUUCUGUGCAUCGGAUUCAUGCUUUUCAUCUGCUGAUGAUUUAUUGGAGCAUGAGAAAAAACAUCAUACUGAUGUUGUAAAUAUUCUAUCGAUAUUACGUGAAAAAUUCUGCAUCAACAAAUUUCGCAAACCUAAAAUAUGUCGGAAAAAAGGCAAAGGCGAAAAAUCAUCAAUAUCCCCAAAACAUCGCAGCGAUGACAACGAACAUUUUUUAUGUUGUAGCCAUCGCAAAAGAUCUCACAGAGGGACAGAAAAUGAAAAUAACGAUAAAAUGAUAAAGGAAAGUGGCCAUGAUAUAAAGUAUUGCGAUUCUAUUGCCUUACAAGGCCAUGAAUAUUUUCUUCAAUCCUAUGUAUGUGACAUCAUAACUGAUGUUUUGGAUACACUUGAGGAAGUCGGCUGUGAAUAUGAUCCUUCUGAAAAUGACAUAAAUGUGAAAAUAGAGAUGGUGGAUGACAAUAGGCCAACUUAUUCGAUUUUGAAUGAUGAUAAUCAAGUUGCAGUAUUAAAAGAUGUAAAUUUAACGGAGACAAGAGAUAUUACUUUCCCUCAAAAUGGCGUGUAUGGCAACACCAACGGCAACAGUAUUCCUGAGUCAAGUGCAAGUAACCUUACGGAUUCUAUUGCUUUGAGUUUGCAAAUUGAAGUUGCUGACAAAGUGGAUGAUUGUUUAAAGGUUAGCAAUUCAAAUGACGAGGUUGUUGAAUCUUCAAACUUAUCAGAAAGUGACAAAAUCUCAAAUAAUUUUGAAUCUGUUGCAAAGAUAAACCAGGAGCCCGAUUCACUCAUGUAUGCUUGUCAAAAAAUUAUUGACCUUGCUAUGCGAAGGGACAAACAAAAUGAGUGUUUGAACGCCAAAUGUGACGACGUUCAACGGGAGAGUUACUCAACGAUCGCCAUUGUAGAGCGACAUGGAAUUUCUGAUAGUGAAGUUCAACAAGAUAUGGUUGAUUGUAAUAAAGAUGCUUGUGUUCUUCCUUUGUCGAAGUCCGAAUUUGAAAUGAAAGAACUUUCAUUCGAUACUGAUAAUGACGCAGAUCAUGUUGAAUCAACAAUGCAGAUUGUACCGAUUGGAAUGAUUUCAUCAUUUCUAGAUCCGCAUAUUGGAGGAAUUGGGGCUCUCAUCUCAAAAAAUUCUCACCGAAUAAUCGAACAUGACAUAAUACUUAUGGAAGUUGCAAGUACAUUAGAGAGAGUGUUGACUCAUGUUGAAUCCUCCGAACAGUGUGAUGCAUUAGAACUAUUGGGUGUUGAUUGUUUUUUAGGAUUGCUUCCCAUGACUGUCAAUGGUGUUGAGAAUGCUGUCAUUGCUUCCUUGCCGGAUGAGUCAACCACAGAUAUCAUGCAUUCUGAAAACUUACUUUUUGAUGUAGGUGAGUCGAAUCGAAUGCAAACUGAAACCACAAUUACCAUACUACCAGAUGAAGGUGCCGAUUCACAAGAGAUCCAACUAGCAAAAAGUCCUAUCAAAAACACCAUAUUGUGUGUGAAUGAUGACGAGAAACCAAAUCGGGAUAUGAUUUUAAAUAAAGCAAGCUCUCUUGAUACAACAAGUAAUCAUGCGUUUUCUUCAAAUACAAAUACUGUAAUGUUAUCGCCUUUCGGAGAUACGAAUUGUAUGCCCGUCUCAAACAUUCAGUAUUCUAAUAUGCUGGAACGAAUGAUGUCAGGAUUUGCAAAAAAGGAAGCAAUUUUAUCAGCUGACAAACCUGCUUUAGGUUGGAAUAAUGAUACGGUUCUAUCUGCUGUUAUCUCGACACCAGCAAUGGAAAUUUCAACCACAUCUGCUGAAACCAGUACAUUAGAUUCUGAUAGUGUGACAGGCAAUAUCAUUGAAAAAGUAUAUCCUGAGAAUACAACAAUGUCAACUACUGUAAACAGAAUACCAGAUCAUUUGAAUCCUGUAAUUAGGAUUAAACAGGCAUCAAUUGAUAAUUUGAGGAUGAUGGAGAACAGCCAGAUCCCCAAGUCUGGAAAAGACCUAAAAUCAUCUGAAAAAGUUUUUGUCAAGAAAAGUUGUUCGAUUUCUAAAAGUAGGAACACAAAGCAUCAAAUAAAGUCAACAAAACAAGAAAAAAAUAAAAAACAUAAAAAAAUAUCAAUAUUGAAAGACUCGUUCAGAAAAUUUCGUGGUCGAUAUACUAACCAUGUCAAACAUCUUGAACCAGUAGCAAUACCAGAUGUAUGGCAAGCAGAUGACGAGAUCUUUUUGAAGAUGUUUCCAUCGCUAUCUGAGUCAGUUCAACAAGAAAAAAGUAAAAAGAAAAAAUUGUCAUCACUACAAUUAUUAUCAGAUGCCGCAGAACCGAGGUCAAUACCUCCAAAGAAAAGGGUCAAACGGUCGCAUUCUUGUGAGUUGGCAUCUCGAACUAACUCUGAAACACUUUUAUCCUCUUCAUCAAAAUGUGAUAAUGGUUCUACGCUUCCUAGAUUGAAAAAACUUGGUCAAACAGAAUCAUGUAAGCAAAAACGGAGACGAUUACAUUCUGUAUUGAGUGCAAUCCAAGUGGUAAAGACUAAGACUAGUACGAAAUCAGAGAGGAUGCCAUUGCCUACGCUUGCCCUGAGCUCUCAACCAUCUAGACCUAUAUUAUCAAAAAUGCCUUUUACCCAAAAUCUUUAUUAUCAAAGAUGUUCUUGGCUCUUGGAGGAGUUUAUUUCCAUUCCACAAGGUGAAGGAUGCGAAUAUAAAUUUUUUAUUCCAGCUAUAUGUGGAAUAUGCCAGCAGGCUGUUCAAAUCAAGGAUAUGUUAGAGCAUGUUCUUCAGCAUGCACUUCAGUCGAAAAAUCAUAAUAAAUCUUGUGUUCACCCUCAAGCUUGCCUCUUCAAAUAUAGCAAUCAUUCCGAAUUGUCUAAUCACCAUCACACCGGUUCCUUUCCGCUUUUCUGUUUAUAUUGUUGCUUGUUAAUGGAAUCGCAACAUGACCUCGAUCUUCAUGAAAAUAAGUUUCACGUCAAAUUUCAAGAAAGGUUUCGCAAAGAAUUGGUAGCUCGAUUAAAAACUAAUGACAGAACUAAUACGGCUGAUGUUCCAUCGCAAGACAGAAGUCUACAACUACUGAAUGAUGUUCCAAACACAACAGAAUUAGAAGAGAAUUCUAACCAAAAUCAGACAAUUGUGAAAGACUUCACUUUGAAAAAUGAAACGAAAGAAAUGCCAGCGCUUCAAAAUAUUUCUAUUUCAGUUAAACCAUUGGCCAUACAUCACAGCACUGUGUCACCAUUGGCCAUACAUCACAGCACUGUGUCAAACAAUAGUGUGGUUUCGGAGCCGAUUGCACAACAAUCACAAAAUGUAACAAGUCCUAGCACAAUUGAAAAUAAUACUUCGGGAAUGUCUCGACCAUCAAUUAAGUCGCCACAGAAGACAACUAAAAAACAAAUGACAACAAGGAACGGAUCAGUCGUAACUAUUGAUUUGUCCGUGGAUGAAGACGGGAAUGAUGAUGAUGAAUACACGAAAACAGAUUCUGCACAUUCUUAUGCUUCUAUGUCGACUUUAAGUACAAGUAAUACAAAAACUGUACCCGAGUAUACUACAAUCAGACAAACACUAGAUGCCCGAAUAAAAAGCACAUCUGGCAUGCCGAAAUGUUCAUUAGUAGAGAAAGUAGUUAAUAGAAAACGACCAAUCAUUUUGAGUCCUCGGAAAAUAUCACAGAACGGAAGUAAUGAUUUGACAAUCCACACUGUCGUAACAAAUAGUCCACCAUUGUUGAUAGGCAAUACUGGAAAAAUGGACUCUGAAACUAUUCCUUCUACAUCAAUUGAUGAAAAAGAUACACAAAAAGUCAAACAACUCCAUACUGGUGUUGUGAAAUUUGAUUCUGCAAAUCAACACAAUACUGAUAAUGUUUCAGAAGCCAGCAGUAUCUUAAAACUUGAUACUGACGACAUUGGUGUGCAAGGUAUUGAAAGUGGUCAUAUUUUCAACUCCGAACGUACAUCUUCUUCUAAUAUUACAUCACGAACAAUGACAUCACAACUUUCAAACUUUGCUGAUAGUCUGAAGCAAAUCUGUACUGAACCAACUACACUGAACAGCACUGUGGAGCUUUCAUCUUUGCUGGCCGAGCAUAGGAUUGCAAGUAAAAUCAUCAAAUCUGAAACACAUACCAUUUCAGUCUCCAGGUUUAGAGAUUAUUUCAAAAGCUCAUCUUUAUUAUAUGCAUCAGCAGGCAAGGGUGCAAAAGUUCGUCUGGUGCAGAGUGCGUAUCGUCCGUCGCAAUCGCAUUGUGCAAUUGCAUCUUCAAGCCAUAUAUUUUAUGGAACGCCAAGUACUUUUUCCUCGGCUCAAAGUACUACAGAAAUAAAUAAAAACGAUUCGUUUAUUGAGCCUACCUCCAUGACAUAUCAAGGUAUGCACAAGUUGCCUGGAAUUGUUGGUGACGUAAAUACCUCUGUAUUUGAUAUCAAGCAGGUCACUGAUAAUACGAGUAAAAGUCAAGUUCAGAGUAAUGAUGUUUGUUCGGGUCACGUUGAGCAAUCGUCGGCGCGAACAUCAUUUUAUACUCCAAAUCGUAAACCUGUACUUCCAUACCCGAACAAGGUAGUGAUCACUUCGUCCACUGUCAGAAAUAAAUCAACUGAAGAUAUGAAAAAAAUAAAAGAAUAUAGAUCAAGUGGAACCAUAAUGUCAUUUCAAAAAAGUGAAAUCCCACGGGGAUCUUCAAACAUAACAUCAACAAAACUGAGACUUCCAGUAGCUUCAAUAUGUCAGUUUUCGAAUUUAAUUAACUUAUCCAGCUCCAUUUCUACUGAACGCAAGCCUAGCAGUUUACAGUUGAAUGUCAAUAAUAUUCGCUCUUCUUUGUCAGAUGUAAACUCAGAAAUAGAUCGAAGUACUGCUUCAUCUAGUAAUUCUAGUCUGAUUUCAGUUACUUCUACAAAAGAAGCUGAUAAAUUAUUCAGCAGACGUCAUGUCAUUUCAGAUAUGCCGCAGAAUCGGUUGCCAAUAAAAAUUACAUCUCAAGUUGGUGCUUUUCAAUUUCAAUUUCCUAGUAAACCAUCCUCCAUUGCAAGAAAGGUACAAGUUGUAAAACCACUUGUGCGAUCGAGACCUGUAGGAAAAUCAAUGCCUCAAAAUUCAAUUGAAUCAUCUGUGUCUAGUAUUGCCACACUGACUGUCACUUCAGAAUUGUCACAACCAACUUCAACCAGAGAACAAACUACGUCAUUGUUUACUAUACCAAGUCUGGGACAAUCGUUAGGAAGAAGAUUUUAUCAGAUUCCAUCAUCUACUGUUCGUCAAAGGGUUGUGCAACCACAAAAUCAUUUUGCUUGUCCUGUGUCUUCAACAUUGUACAACCCAGGACACAACACUGAGGUAGAACAACAUUCUAUGCCUAGUGUGGUGACAGAUUCAGCAUCCCAUGUUUCUGUGAUUACAGUAACAGAUUCAGCAACCCACGUUCCUGAUACAGUUGGAGCACAAGUUAUGGAAAUACCUGAAGGGAAUCAAAAUUUUGAUGCUGUUGACUGUACAAGGAAUCUUUUUAUCGAGGGAGAAGUUCAGCAACAGCAAUCAUGCAUGCCUUAUUCUGAUUUAAAUUCUGAAAUGGACAACUCACCUGCUAGUGAUCGUGACAUGACAGAAUUAAAAGAUAAUUGUGAUAUUGAAUAUGAAGAUGAUGAAGAUGCUUAUAUUCACAACAAUAAUAUUCAAAUUACUUCUCACACAAGUUCUAUGCAGACUAAACAAGAAACUCUGCCUGAACAAGAAAAGUUUUCAUUUCCACUUAGUGUGUCAAACCAAUUAUCUAUUCUGGAGGAAAAUCAAAAGGAAAACAUAAGCAAUUUAGCAAGAUCUGUAUGGGAUGCAAAAGAACAUCAUAAUGGCUGCGAAAAAUCUCCAAAAUAUGUGAAAGAGUAUUGUGAAGUAACACAAGAAUCAAUUCGUGAAAUUUAUAAGGACUUGAAAGCUUACAGUUCAAGAGUUUCACGACAUUUUCGACCAAAUGAGAUUGAACCAUACUAUAACUGUCCUAUAUCGAAGUGUAUGAUCAAGCAACAUGAUACACAAUAUUCUUUGUAUUGUCACCUAUGUAACCAUUCAAUGCUAGAGGUAGUGUCAUUCCUACAAGCACGAUAUCGAAAUCUGCGUAAUCGCAGAUUGAAGAGUAAACAGAAUAUACGUACUAAGCGUUCCGAAGUAAAAAAAUGUAGAUUCGAGGGUUGCAGUGCUGCAUUUCAAACUCUGGACUCAAGGUUUGGCCCUAUAUUUCGUUCUCACAUGAGGAAACACACUAGCAAAACAAUGAGAGUCGGUGACAGGAAAAUUUUCUACUUUGACUCCUACGUCAAGCUACGUGAUAUCUCAAAUAUACAACCAGAAACAGAAGCAAACAACACAAGAAAACAGUUCGUGACGGAAACGCCUAGAAAAAAGGUAAUCAGGAAACGGAAGAUAUCUUCAAUGAGUGAAGAUAGUAAUGAAGAUGAUUGGUUGGAAUGUAAUAGAAACUACUUUGAUGAUGACGAACUAUCUUUUGUAUAUAAACCACCAAGCAUGCGCCCUAGGCGUAUACCCUGUAAUUUUAGUAUCAAAGACAAUAUGAUGACACCGCAGAUAAAAUUGGAAGAUUCAUCCGAAUCAUCAAAAGUUGCAGUUGUGGUGUUAAAGAAACUGACUUGAGCAUUGGUCUGUGUUGCUCAUUUUGUUUUUACGUUUGUCUCCCGUCCACUGCAUAAUUGAUGAAGUGUCAUGUCAUCUUUGCUGCUUUUCUUGUAGUUUUCUAAGUUGUAGUUUAUCCACUGCAUCAUUCUUGACAAGCGAGAGUUGAAUUGACGCAUAGUUAGCUUUGUCAUAUGUGUGUUAUUUUCCAUUUUUUUUUAAAUCUGCGUCAUAUGGAUAAUUCCAGUUUUUUGGAAUUUUCAUGUGGAUUUUCUAAUGGAAAGUGUGAUUUGUAACGCCAAUUCUGAUUAAACAUUUCUUUGUUAUAAAAUUGUUGAAUUUUGUAGUGGUGCACGCGUUCCCAUGCAGUUGUCCC